AUGAUGUGGCUGUGUAGCCUACAGGUGGUUCAGAAGAGUCUUUAUGGCCUGCUGUUGCUGAAAGCCAAGGUACUACCGAAGCAGGAGGUGGAGACAGACUGAAUGAUCAUGGAUUUUCCAGGGCACUUUGAGCAAAUCUUUCAGCAGCUCAACUACCAGAGGCUUCAUGGCCAGCUUUGCGACUGUGUCAUCGUGGUGGGAAACAGGCAUUUCAAAGCCCAUCGCUCUGUUUUGGCAGCAUGUAGCACACAUUUCCGAGCCCUGUUUACUGUAGCAGAAGGAGAUCAGACUAUGAAUAUGAUUCAGCUGGACAGUGAAGUGGUGACAGCAGAAGCUUUUGCUGCUCUGAUAGACAUGAUGUAUACUUCCACACUAAUGCUUGGGGAGAGCAAUGUUAUGGAUGUCUUGCUGGCUGCUUCUCACUUACAUUUGAACUCUGUUGUUAAAGCAUGCAAACACUACCUUACUACUAGGACGCUGCCAAUGUCUCCACCAAGUGAUAGAGUACAAGAGCAAAAUGCACGCAUGCAGAGGUCUUUCAUGCUCCAGCAGCUUGGACUGAGCAUAGUGAGCUCUGCAUUAAAUUCCACUCAGAGCACAGAGGAACAACCAAAUGCUAUGAGCUCCUCAAUGAGAAGCAACAUUGAGCAGCGCACUACUUUUCCUAUCCGUCGUCUCCACAAACGUAAGCAGUCUUCUGAAGAUCGGGCCAGACAGCGCAUCAGGCCUACCAUGGAUGAGUCUGUUUCCGAUGCGACUGCAGAGAGUGGGCAGUCAGUAGUUCAUUCACGGGAAGAUUUCUUCUCUCCAGAUUCACUGAAGAUUGUGGACAACUCUAAGACCGAUGCUGUUGGUGAUAACCAGGAGGAUAGUACUAUUAUUUUUGAUCAGUCCUUCAGUGCUCAGGAAGAUGCUCAAGUGCCCAGCCAAUCUGACAACAGCGGAGGAAACAUUUCACAGAUGUCCAUGGCAUCCCAGGCAACACAGGUGGAAACCAGCUUUGACCAGGAGGCUGCUUCUGAGAAGAACAGCUUCCCAUGCGAGAAUCCAGAAGUCAGUCUGAACGAAAAAGAGCACAUGAGGGUGGUGGUGAAGUCUGAGCCCUUGAGUUCCCCAGAGCCUCAAGACGAGGUGAGCGAUGUCACCUCCCAAGCAGAGGGCAGCGAGUCUGUUGAAGUGGAAGGAGGAGUAGUGAGUGCAGAGAAGAUAGAACUGAGUCCCGAGAGCAGUGAUCGUAGCUUUUCUGACCCACAGUCCAGUACUGACAGGGUGGGAGACAUCCAUAUUAUGGAGGUGUCAAAUAACCUGGAACACAAGUCUACUUUCAGUAUCUCAAAUUUUCUGAAUAAAAGCAGAGGUGGUGGCUUCGGUGCUAGUCAAAACAGCGAUGACAACAUUCCAAAUACCACCAGUGACUGCAGAAUGGACAGUGAUGCCUCUUAUCUGAUGAGUCCAGAGUCAGGGCCUGCUGGUGGCCAUUCAUCUGCCACCGUCUCUCAUGUUGAGAAUCCGUUUAGUGAGCCUGCAGACUCUCAUUUUGUUAGACCAAUGCAGGAUGUGAUGGGUCUCCCCUGUGUACAGACUUCUGGGUACCGGGCGGCGGAACAGUUCGGCAUGGAUUUUCCGCGGUCGGGCUUGGGCUUGCACUCCUUGUCAAGGGCAAUGAUGGGCUCAGUAAGAGGUGGAGCUAGCAGCUUUCCUGGCUACCGACGCAUAGCCCCCAAAAUGCCUGUGGUGACCUCAGUCAGGAGCUCCCAGCUGCAAGAUAACUCAUCCAGUUCCCAGCUGAUCAUGAAUGGGACCACUUCUUUUGAAAACGGGCAUCCGUCGCAACCUGGUCCACCACAGCUGACAAGGGCAUCUGCAGAUGUCCUUUCAAAAUGCAAGAAGGCCUUAUCUGAGCACAACGUCUUGGUUGUAGAAGGUGCACGCAAGUAUGCAUGCAAGAUCUGCUGCAAGACGUUUUUGACCUUGACAGACUGCAAGAAACACAUCCGUGUGCACACAGGAGAAAAGCCUUAUGCCUGCCUGAAGUGCGGCAAACGGUUCAGCCAGUCCAGCCACCUGUAUAAACACUCCAAGACGACCUGCCUGAGGUGGCAGAGCAGCAAUCUGCCUAGCACUUUGCUUUAA
Molecule: messenger RNA, 2133 nt
Organism: Phaethon lepturus (White-tailed tropicbird)
Lineage: Eukaryota; Metazoa; Chordata; Aves; Phaethontiformes; Phaethontidae
Gene: ZBTB5
Product: zinc finger and BTB domain containing 5
Exons: 2
Coding region: 103-2133 (676 amino acids)
Biological process (GO): regulation of transcription by RNA polymerase II
Cellular component (GO): nucleus
Molecular function (GO): DNA-binding transcription factor activity, RNA polymerase II-specific; RNA polymerase II cis-regulatory region sequence-specific DNA binding; protein binding
Source: RefSeq, a predicted model, not a curated record